AAUCCUUAAAGCCAUAUUGUUUUGUUCAUUACCUAUUAGCUACAUCAUCAGUUGUUUGAAUCUUGAACUCAACCUUGACUUGUGAUUUUUGUUUCCCACUUUGUUUUCCUCAUUUUCUGUCUGUGGAAGGAACCUGUGGUUAUGUGCUCUCAAACAAGUCCUCCUCGUCUCUCUUUCUCCCAUGAUCUAUCUGAAUUACAAGUUUCACCACUGAAAAAGGAUGUUCCUUGCAGAGACACAUUGAUGCUGGACUCAAAUUCUGAAUUUGAGUUCAGCACAAGUAGAAUCCUUGAGUUUGAAUCAUCUUCAGCAGAUGAACUUUUCUCUAAUGGGGUGAUCCUUCCAAUUCAGAUACAAGAGAAAACCACUACUAGAAAACAUUCCCAUUAUGUGGAAUCUCCUUAUACAAAACUUCCUCCUCGUCCAUGUGUUGACAAAGUGAAGAAAGAAACCAUUAGAGAAAUCCUUGAUGUGAGUUCUGAUCAUGAGAAAAAAUCUCAUUCAAGGUCUUUCUGGGGAUUCAGUAGAAGUAGAAGUCUAAAUUGUGAUACAAAGAAGAGCUUAGUCUUCUCUUUACCUCUUCUGUCAAGAAGCAACUCAACUGGUUCAGUGCUAAAUCCAAAGAGAAUGAGUUCAAACAAGCAUCCAACAGUAGCUAAAUCAUCAUCAUCAUCAUCAUCAUCUUCAUGUUCUACCUUAAAUUGGCAUCCUAUGCAAAAAUCUCCUUCAGGUAAGAGUUAUGGAGGAUCUUAUGGCAAUGGUUUUAGGAUUAGUCCUAUCUUAAACGUACCAACUCCUUAUGUUUCAAAGGGAAGUGCAAAUCUCUUUGGGUUGGGUUCAUUUUUACGUGUUGGGAAGAUCAAGAAGAGCAAGAAGUGAUUUGUUCAUAUGUUAAUUAUCAUGUAAUGAAUUCAUGUUGGCUUAUCAUAAUCAUUGUCUGUUCCAAUCAGAAAAGAAAGUGACAAGUGAUGGAGGCUAAUUAGCAUGGUUGUCAAUGAGGCUAAUUAUGCUAUCUCAAGACAAUGAUUAUUUGGAUCAAAGCUUAAAAGAAGAAAUAGAUCAUUGAUCUUCUGAAUGUCAUGGUCAUAUAGAUAAAAGGGUCCAUAGCUUGGGAGACAGAAC
Gastrolobium bilobum is the source of this 1122-nucleotide messenger RNA. RefSeq lists its product as uncharacterized. Lineage: Eukaryota; Viridiplantae; Streptophyta; Magnoliopsida; Fabales; Fabaceae. The record is from RefSeq and is a predicted model, not a curated record. The coding region runs from base 142 to 879 and encodes 245 amino acids. The transcript has a single exon.